Molecule: messenger RNA, 453 nt
Organism: Anopheles nili
Lineage: Eukaryota; Metazoa; Arthropoda; Insecta; Diptera; Culicidae
Product: zinc finger protein 317-like
Exons: 4
Coding region: 1-453 (150 amino acids)
Biological process (GO): regulation of transcription by RNA polymerase II
Cellular component (GO): nucleus
Molecular function (GO): DNA-binding transcription factor activity, RNA polymerase II-specific; RNA polymerase II transcription regulatory region sequence-specific DNA binding
Source: RefSeq, a predicted model, not a curated record
AUGGCCAAACUUUUACAGGAAAUAUUUUCUAUUUGCCGUCUUUGCUUGUGCCAAGACGAAGAACUUCUCACGCCUGUGAAGCAAAUAAUCGAUUCUACGCUUUCCGCAGAAGAUAUAGAAAGGUUCACCGGCCAUCAGGAAAACAAAUUUGCUUGUUCGUAUUGCCCGAUUAAAAUGAACCAUCCUGCAAAUCUGAUGCGUCACGUAAACGCUGUACACUUAAAAAUCAUAGUUAAAAGCUGUGAAAUAUGCGGCAAAGGAUUCACCCACAAUAAUGUCUAUAAAUCACAUAUGCGUUCUCAACACGAUAUAGGAGAGUCGUAUGAGUGCAAUAUUUGUUUGAAACUUUUUAAAUAUCCUUGUGGACUCAGAGAACAUCGUAAAAGAUUUCAUAAUGAUGAAAUCAAGUAUGAUUGUAGCGUUUGCGGAAAAGUGUUUAAAACAAGAUCAUAG